This is a messenger RNA of Trichomonas vaginalis G3, 1071 nucleotides long. Its product is annotated as vesicle-mediated transport. The transcript has a single exon. The record is from RefSeq and is a predicted model, not a curated record. NCBI's taxonomy places the organism in Eukaryota, Parabasalia, Trichomonadida, Trichomonadidae. Gene Ontology annotation, cellular component: endoplasmic reticulum; COPII-coated ER to Golgi transport vesicle. Bases 1 to 1071 code for a protein of 356 amino acids.
AUGAAAAAUUUUGAUCUAUUUCCAAAGGUAAAAAAUGAAUAUCAAGGCGUUAAAACAAUAUCAGGUGGUAUUAUUACCAUUUUGACAUUUAUUUUGAUACAAUUUUCCCUGAUAUUCUUCAUAAAAGACGCUUUAAAUUAUAAAAUUCAAGAAUCUUUGCACCAGAACAAUACUAUUUUAUCGGGUGAUACGGAACUUUGGCUAUCGUUUAAUAUAACUGUCGAUGCUCCAUGCAAUUUUCUUCAAGUUUAUAUUACAGAUGAAUCAGGCCAUCAUCGGAAGCAGUCAAUAAGAGCAUUAAUGAAACAAAAUUUAGAUAAAGACUACUGUCCUUAUGGUGAUUUCCAACUAUUCACUAAAAAUAUAUCUGACAACGGUGAAUGUGGUUAUUGCUACGGACAUAAAUACCAAGAAUGCUGUUAUACUUGUCUAGAUGUUGUUUAUGGUCAUAUUGCUACAUAUAGAGCUCCGCCAAGUUUAGAAGGUAUUUCUCAGUGUAAAAGAGACUUAAAUUUCUAUAAUAACGGUUCUAAAUGCUUGUUAAUGGGAUCUACCAGAACUCCAUACGCAUAUGGACAGUUGAUAAUCUCGAUGAAUUCCCAAAAUCAAGUUCCGAAAAAGACUUUAAUAGAUAAUACGCUAGUUACAAAGUAUUUAAAUCUUUCACAUACAAUAGGACACUUUUUCUUUGGAAAAGAGUCUAAAUUUAUUAAGAAUCCUCUUGAUUCCUAUAUUCAAAUCCAAAAUGAUACAAAAUAUCAUCAGUAUAUAUAUAGGCUGAGUCUUAUACAAACGUCCAUAUAUUAUCCAGACCAAAUAUUUGCAACAACACAAUAUUCAGCCCAUUUUUCAGAUAAAAUUCUCGAAAAAAAGAGUGAAGAGAGACCAGGAAUAAUUUUCAAGUUCAGUAUAUAUCCAAUCAAUUCCAAGAUCACUGUUACUAAAACGAAAUUGCAUUUCCUUCUUUUGAGCGUUUGUUCGAUUAUUGGAGGUGGAUUUAUGAUUUCAAGCCUUAUCCAUUCGUGCCUAAUAUACUAUCCCCAGCCUAGAAAACCUAUAAAGCUUGUUUGA